CAAUAUUCUUCUAUAAACUUUAAUCAGCCUUCACUAUCUCCCAACUCAGUUGAAAAGACAAUAACUGAAAAUUUUUGUGCAAAACAUGAAAUAAUACAAAGGAGUAAAAGCCCUACUCCUUUACGUAGCUUAAAUCGAAUUCCACAAAAACUCGAAACUCAGCAUACAAAACCAAGCCAUACAAUAACUCUUGGAGACAAUUCUGUACUUUCUUUAGUAUGCAAUUAUAAAUAUCUAUUUAGUGGCUCUCAGGAUCCUUAUAUUCGAGUAUGGGAUCUACUUACUUUCCAGCAGAUAAAGACAUUGAGCGGACACACGGGUGGCAUAUUAUGCUUGAGUCUAUCGGAAGAUUAUACUAUGUUAUUUAGUUCUUCCG
Molecule: messenger RNA, 376 nt
Organism: Racocetra persica
Lineage: Eukaryota; Fungi; Glomeromycota; Glomeromycetes; Diversisporales; Gigasporaceae
Source: the annotation of a GenBank genome assembly